Messenger RNA from Danio rerio (zebrafish), 524 nucleotides. Lineage: Eukaryota; Metazoa; Chordata; Actinopteri; Cypriniformes; Danionidae. The record is from RefSeq and is a predicted model, not a curated record.
UUAUAUUCUUUCUGUAUCAGAAUGGAGGAGAGCCGUAUUCUGCCUGGCAGCAUGAAGGAUAACUUCUGGGAGAUGGGGGACACUGGUCCAUGUGGGCCGUGCAGUGAGAUCCACUAUGAUCGCAUUGGAGGCAGAGAUGCUGCACACCUGGUCAACAUGGAUGACCCAAAUAAGCUUGAAAUCUGGAAUUUGGUGUUCAUCCAAUUCAACAGAGAAUCAGAGACCGUGCUUAAGCCUCUUUCCAAGAAGAGCAUCGACACAGGGAUGGGACUUGAGCGCUUGGUCUCUGUUCUACAAAACAAGAUGUCUAACUACGACACUGACCUCUUCGUUCCUUAUUUUGAAGCCAUUCAGAAGGGCACAGGUGCAAGAGCAUACACAGGAAAGGUUGGUGCAGAAGACACCGAUGGCAUCGAUAUGGCAUAACGUGUCCUGGCUGAUUAUGCCCGCACCAUUACAAUCGCCUUGUCUGAUGGUGGCAGACCUGACAACACUGGCAGAGCGUGAGAUGAUGGUGUUAUUGA